CCAGAGUGUUCUCUGUCUAAUUUGAUAAAUCAUUGCAUUGCAUGUAAUCCACAAACAACCCGUAAAUAGGUUUAUCUUAUAAUUCUCGUAUGAUUCAAAGAUUAAUCCAGGUUUCAUCGCAAAACUUGCGAUUUCAAUUCGGGUUCGAGAUUUGUAAUUCUCUUCGAAUUCACUGUUCUAGAUUUGAUAUACAACAGAUUUAUAUAUAAUUUUUGAAAAUAAUUCGGUGGUUGAUGAAAAAAAUUAAGAGGAAAUCAUUGGGAAUGGAUGAAGAUGAUGAGAAUUCGCUUACAAAUUUCAGAAUUUCCGACCCAUUAAAGAACGCAUUGAAGACAAAGGGGAUCGAAUCCUUGUUUCCUAUUCAAGCUCGCACCUUUGAAUCAAUCUACAAUGGCCUUGAUUUGAUCGGCAAGGCCAAAACUGGUCAGGGUAAGACAUUGGCCUUCAUUUUGCCCAUACUGGAGUCCAUUACAAGUGGACCAGAGAAGGCAUCACGGAGGACCGGAUAUGGUAGACCACCCAUAAUUCUUGUGCUUCUACCUACUAGGGAAUUAGCUAAGCAGGUAUUCACCGACUUUAAAUACUAUGGUGACGCGGUAGGUCUAACAUCAUGUUGUUUGUAUGGUGGAGGAGGAGCAUCUAUUUCUCCUCAAACCGUGGAAUUGAAAAGAGGGGUGGAUAUAGUUGUAGGCGCAGUUGGCCGAGUUAAGGACCACAUCGAGAGGGGAAAUCUUGAUUUCAGUUCAUUGAAAUUCCGUAUCCUUGAUGAAGCUGAUGAAAUGUUGAGGCAAGGUUUUGUUGAAGAUGUUGAGUAUAUUUUAGGCAAGGUGAAUGACGCAAGCAAAGUUCAAACCGUUCUGUUCAGUGCAACGCUACCAGCUUGGGUAAACCACAUUGCUUCACAAUUUUUAAAAGUGAACAAGAAGACCGUCGAUCUUGUUGGUGUGGAGGUGAUGAAGGCCAGCGAAAACGUGAGGCAUAUCAUCAUGCCUUGUUCUAGUUCAGCCAGAUAUCAAGUCAUUCCCGAUAUUAUUCGCCAUCAUAGCAGUGGAGGCCGGACCAUUAUAUUCACGGAGACAAAAGAUUAUUGUUCUGAACUCGCUGGUGUGUUGCCCGGCGCACGCCCUUUGCAUGGAGACAUACAACAGUCUCAACGUGAGGCGACACUUGCAGGGUUCCGAUCAGGGAAGUUCAUGACGCUAGUGGCCACGAAUGUGGCGGCUCGCGGGCUGGACAUACAUGAUGUUCAAUUGAUCAUCCAGUGUGAACCGCCGCGGGAUGUUGAUGACUAUAUUCAUCGAUCUGGGAGGACAGGAAGAGCAGGAAACUCUGGUGUUGCCAUUACACUUUAUGAGCCGAGAAAGGCUAAUAUUUCCAAGUUAGAGAGAGAAGCUGGUGUGGUAUUCGAACACGUGUCAGCUCCUCAGCCAUCAGAUAUUGCCAAAGCUGCGGGUGUGGAUGCUGCAGAAGCCAUACUUCAAGUUUCCGAUAGUGUGAUCCCUGUUUUCAAGUCGGCUGCUGAAGAUCUUUUGAAUAAUUCUGAUCUCUCGCCAGUUGAACUGCUUGCAAAGGCACUUGCCAAGAGCAUUGGUUACACCGAGAUUAAGCAGAGAUCAUUGCUAACGUCGAUGGAGAACUAUGUGACAGUUCUUCUAGAGGCUGGGAGGCCUAUUUAUACACCUUCAUUCGCAUACGGUGUCUUGAGGAGGUUUUUACCCGAGGAGAAGGUUGAGUCUGUUAGAGGACUUGCAUUGACUGCUGAUAAGAGGUGUGCUGUCUUUGAUGUUGCUAUUGAUGAUUUGGACACCUUUCUUGCAGGGCAGGAGAAUGUUGGUGGUGUAAGAUUGGUGGUAUUGAAAGAAUUACCACCUUUGCAAGAAAGAGAGCAGUCAAGGGGAAGAUACGGAGACGGAUGUGGUGGUUUUGGUAACAGGAGAGGUGGUGGCAGCGGUGGUGGCAGAGGUGGCGGGUUCUCUCAAGGAGGACGGGUUAGUUUCUCUGAUCGCCGAAAUGACAGAUUUCCCAAAGGUUCCGGCGGAGGAGGUAGAGGCCGAGGAGCCUAUAAAAAAUGGUAGGGCCGGAUGGGUAGCCAGCAGAGUGGGUUUUCUCUUUCGGUUGCCAAGAAGGCAAAUCAAUUUUGAGAUAAAAGUAGGAACAUUUUGAUAGAAAAAAUUUCGGCCAUAAGGGUAUUAUUUCCUUUAACCACAUUGUGAGUGACAAAUAUAAUUCUUUUUUUUACAAUGAAUAAAUGAUUAGUAAACCGGCGAGAACCGUAUAAUUCAUUUUUCGCUUUAAUGAUAAAAUCCAAAAUUACGUAUCC
Messenger RNA from Helianthus annuus (common sunflower), 2320 nucleotides. RefSeq names its product DEAD-box ATP-dependent RNA helicase 7. The coding region runs from base 234 to 2075 and encodes 613 amino acids. The transcript is spliced from 14 exons. Lineage: Eukaryota; Viridiplantae; Streptophyta; Magnoliopsida; Asterales; Asteraceae. The record is from RefSeq and is a predicted model, not a curated record. Gene Ontology annotation, molecular function: ATP binding; helicase activity; RNA binding.